Molecule: messenger RNA, 1172 nt
Organism: Erythranthe guttata (spotted monkey flower)
Lineage: Eukaryota; Viridiplantae; Streptophyta; Magnoliopsida; Lamiales; Phrymaceae
Source: RefSeq, a predicted model, not a curated record
AAUUUGACUUUACAGAAUAUGGUACCGGCAAUUGGCUUAAGCUGUUCGAAUAUGAUAAACAAAUUGAAAGAAAUAGCUUCGAGUCGUCGCGAUGAAGGGGGUUUCGAAAUUGACAUGUGGCCGUAUAUUGAUGAUUUGACGGGAGAUGUGAUUUCACGGACAGCGUUUGGUAGUAGUUACGAAGAAGGGAGAAAAAUAUUUCAGCUUCAGAAAGAAAGAGUUAAGCUAGCCCUACAGUUAUUGCAGUUCUCUUUCAUCCCUGGAUGGAGGCAUGUCCCGACGAAAGUGAACAGAAAAGUGAAAGCAAUCUCGAACGAGAUAGAAUCCAUACUACGAGGUAUAAUCAAGAAAAGGCACAAGUCCGCCACCGAAACGGGAGAAAACGGUGUUUUCUUCGGUGAUGACUUAUUAGGUCUCAUGAUGGAAUCGAAUGCACGUUUCACUCGGGAAGAGGGCAAUGCGAAUGAGGGCAUGACUAUUGAAGAAGUAAUUGAGGAGUGCAAGCUAUUCUAUUUCGCGGGCUCCGAGACAAAUUCGGGUUUGCUCGUGUGGACCAUGGUGUUGCUAUGCAAACACCCUGAAUGGCAAACUCAAGCUAGAGAAGAGGUUAUGCGAGUUUUCGGGAAUUCAGAGCCGAAUUUCCAAGGAUUAAAUCACCUAAAAAUCGUGACGAUGAUUCUGCAAGAAGUCCUAAGGUUGUACUCACCGGCACCUCUAACGGUGCGAGCCCCUACGGAGACGGUGAAACUAGGAAACAUGACUAUUCCAUUAGGGGUACAUUUGUCAUUGCUAAUAAGCCAAGUCCAUUGUGAUCCCGAUAUUUGGGGAGACGAUGCAAAGGAGUUCAAUCCGAAGAGAUUCUCCGAAGGGGUUUCCAACGCAACGAAGAUCCAAUCGUCGUUUUUACCUUUCAGCUCAGGGCCUCGGAUUUGCCUUGGUCACACGUUUGCGAUGAUCGAAGCAAAAAUGGCUCUAGCAAUGAUUCUAAAGCACUUCUCGUUCGAGCUUUCCCCAUCUUACUUGCAUGCUCCUUUCGCGGUUAUCACUCUUCAACCACAAUACGGUGCUCCAAUGAUUUUGCGUAGUCUCGAACCAUUAUAAUAAACCAUGUUGUUUCUAAUCUUUCGUGAAAUUAUUUCUCCACCGAAAUAAAAUGAUGGUUAGGUUAUGUU